GAUGUCACAGGGGUGGUUAGUGUGCUCACUGGCCUGCCAGUUUCUGUAGUAACUGGUUUCCCACUUCCUUUACUUCCAUCAUUUUUUUUGUUCCCUCCUUGCAACCAUAAGGUCUCGGCGGCUGCACGGGGGUUGCUUGGCGAGGUCAGAUUGAGGUUGAGGUUAAAAUUAGGCUCCACCCGACAAUUGGUGUUGGGAUCUGUGUUACCCAGGCCAUCUGCAAGCCCUUCCUCCUCCGGAGUCGAGCUCUCUGAUGGGACAACAUCCUUGCCUCGUUUAGAAACAUUUGGUGAUGUUUCCAUCUUGAUGGUGUCCAAGUUUCUAGCAGGUAUGAAUCAAGGUCAGCACCUGAUUGGACAAAUGUAUACCAUUAUCCGGCAAGUAGAAUAAUGAAGUUAUUCAUACAUAAUAAAUGACAAUGUAUUAAGUACUUUAUGUUUUAGCAAUCUGGUAUUUAUUGAUCCGUGGUACCAAAUUGAUUUGAACAUUUUAUGACGAUGGAUCUCUUCAUGAGAGGAGAGAAACAUUACAACUUUUGAAAAAAACACUGACAAUGGAGGGAACACAUUUCUCCAAUGGCACACCAAGACAAGUAAAUUAUUGAUUAUUAUUUGUUGUUCAGUGUAAUACAGGACAGAUCUAGCAGUCAUACACAAAGAAGGUAGUAAACAAUCUUUAGCUGCCACCAUACUGUAUGUCCUAGUGGCUUGAUAUAAACUCAGUUAUUGCAGAUUAUUUUGUUUCUGUCAGCUGAUUUCUGUCACCCUGAUACCUCCUCCUCCUGGGAUCAGAUUUUUUGCUUGUUUGCCUUUUCCCUGUCGUGCCUGAAACUUCCACAUUCAGAAACAGCUUCAAGCAUCAUUGCUUUAUAGUUUCUAUAAAAAGUCUGUUAAAUAAAACAUUUCUUUUAAGUCAUGACUUCCAUUGAUUCCUCUUCAUUUUGUCGCUACAUACCUAUUCAUGAUCCUCGUUGGUCAAAGAAGGCGCGAUCCAAGAAAUCCCAUUAUGGUGUCUGAAAACUGCCUGCUGAGUCAGAGAGGAAAGCCUGAGCUGCUCCCUCCUCGGUGCUCUACCAGAGGAUGCACUCAUGAAUAAAUAAGAGAAGGCGGGAACGAGGGAGGAGAUCAUCAUCAUCAUGAUUUUCUCUCCUCCUUUAACCCUUCUUUUCAUGGCUUCCUCUGUUCCUCUUUUCUUCGUCUUUUUACCUCAUCUUGUUCCUCAAACCAUUUUUUACGUUAUUUAUUUCUUUAUCUGCUUUCUCUUUUAAACCUUUCUUUAUAUUCUGGGUGUGGCUCUUCCUCUCUUAUUGUCAUUUGUCACCUUGUUAUCAUCGAUUUACUUUUCAUUCCGUCAUUUUGUUCUCUAUCCACUUCCAUCCUUUGCCCCUUGUUCUAAAAAAUUAUCUCCAGGACAUUGACAGAAUGAUUUACAAUCCCGUCAUCAAAAAUAAACGUUAAGGAAAUAUGUUAUAUGACUUAUAGCGCAAUGUUCAAUGUCUGAUUAGACCUUAAAUUAAUGGAUCUAAUGGACUUCCUGGACCAUCUCCAUUGUCCCCAAUUUGGGUUGUAUAAAAAAUGUAGACGUUUCAUUUUCAUCCAUCUGCAGAAGAUGUUUUGGAGGUAUACGGUCGUUCUUGCUUUGUAAAAUGUGAACAAUUUUAUUGUAUUUACUUGAAGUCUGAGAACAAUAAAAUAAAAACCACAAGGAUUCAACCUUUGGUGACCAUGCAUAUCAGUAUAUAUUUGAGCACAUCCAACCAAAUCAAUCAAAUAAAUCCUGUUAGUGGCAGCUGCAUCAUGCAAAAGACAAAUAAAUUAUACAAAGUGCUAAAAUAUGAAUUAGGAUCUAAAAAUAGUGGUUGUCAGAUUGAGGUGGGGAUGAAGAAUUUAGGAUAGCUGUUUUUCUUUUUUUGUAACAAGAUGGCCUGAUGGCAACAAAGACAAUUCAAGUACAAGAACAUAUCAAGAAGGAGCCAAGAUACAGUUUAGGCUUUCUGGAGGAUUUGCUGGUUGCAAAAACUGUUUAGAUCUUUAUGAGCUUGUUUUGCUUUCAGCCUGGAUGGUUGUGAAUUAAAAUAGAAAGCAAGUUGAGGUCUUACUUAUGUAGAAAGAUGUAGAAUGAGGCCAAGGGAGUCAUGACGUAGCAUUACCUACCAGAAACUUCUCCACAGUUCUGCUGAAGCCUCCUUAGCUUUUUUGUUUUGUUUUGACCCUUGACGCUAUUAGCUCGCCUGUCACACCUUCCUCAGCUGUCUCAGCCAACAGGAUGCUGCAACAGUGAUGCUACCUGACAGCAACAGCUGACUGGGCAUUGUCCUCUAGUGUGUUUGUGCUUGUACUUACACCAGCAGCAAGCCUUUUUAUUUCAUCGAUGGACGUGGAACGGAGAAGACUAGAAGGGGAGCUCUUUCCGCUGUUUUGUCCUUAUUAAGGAAAACUUGGCUGACUAUUUCAGACUCUGACACAGAAAUACUCCGGAUUGAAGAAAACAGGCUUUGAUUUGGACGUCGUCCCGUUGAGACAACAACAUGUUGGAGGAAAACUCAGAUACAGAGCAUGAGGUCGGCGGUAAGCCUGACUUCUCGCCAGUGUCUUGGCGCGAGUAUUUUGACCAGAUGGAGGAUGUGAACGUGGGACCGGCAGACAGCAGGGAUGUCUUUAGGAUCUAUAAAGCAGGAAAUGAAGGACCUCUACUGGUUCUGCUGCACGGAGGAGGACAUUCGGCCCUCUCCUGGGCCGUCUUCACUAGAGCCAUUGCCAGCAGAGUGACCUGCAGGAUACUUGCCAUGGAUCUCAGGGGUCAUGGUGCAACCCUGGUCCACCAACUAGACAACUUCUCCACUCAAAGUAUGUCAAGUGAUGUAGCCAGUGUGAUUCAAGCAUGCUACGGAGAGACUCCUCCCCCUAUUGUCUUGAUUGGCCACGGUGUUGGGGGGGCGAUCGCAGUGUAUACAGCCAGCAACAUGCUGCUACCCACCACUGUCGGGCUGGUAGCUAUCGAUGUUGUGGAAGGCAGUGCAAUGGACGCACUUCACAGCAUACAGAACUUCCUGAAGGGAAGGCCCAAGUCCUUCAAGUCCAUGGAGCAUGCAAUAGAGUGGAGUGUCAAGAGUGGACAAAUCAGGAACCUGGAAUCUGCCAAAGUGUCAAUGGUUGGUCAGAUCAAAAGGUGUGAGGUGGAGAAAGCUGAUUCUCUGGAGCAGGCCAGCCCGGUGACCGAUGUGGUCGUCGAGCGCAACGAGGAGCCCAACGAUCAGACCUAUGCCAAUGACGAAGAAAACGCGGCCUCAGAGGUGAACCAGAGUGUGUAUAAGUGGCGUAUAGACCUGUCGAAGUCAGAAAAGUAUUGGGAAGGCUGGUUUAGAGGAACCUCGAACCUCUUCCUGGCUUGCAACCUGCCCAAACUCCUGCUACUUUCCGGUAUCGGUCGGCUGGACAGAGAUCUGAGUAUUGGCCAGAUGCAAGGUAAAUUUAUGAUGCAGGUGCUGCCCCCCUGUGGCCAUGCAGUGCAAGAAGACACACCAGAGAAAGUGGCCGACGCUGUGGCCUCCUUCCUGUUCAGACACAAGUUUGCUGAAGUCAGAGGGGAAAAUAAAUGCUCCAACUCUCUAUCACGAUGAGGUCUGCAGAUCAGCAAACACGAGCUCCAUCCUCCAGCCCGAAGAAGACCAGUACAGACGUCCAUUUUUAUCACCGACCUUCAUUGUUUUGCAGACGUAGCUGAACUCUUUAGUUUUAAACCUUCAAAACGUUACCCAGCUGUUGCACAGUUACAGUUCUGCUCUUAUUAAAACCAAAGUCAACAAUAGCCGUUUUUGUACCCUAACCCAUCUGACGGAACAAAACCGUGGCGCUGACAGGACACAGUGCACACGGGCUAUAUGGAAAUUGUCUGACCUCUCGUAUCCACGGGAUAGUUUCUGGAGAGUACCUAAAACUUUUUUAAUUUUUUUAAAUCUUCCUCCCAUGUCCCCUCAGGGGCUCGGCUAUGACUCCGGACUGCAGAACUAGCAGUCACUAGCUAUCACUUCAGCUGACGGUCACUGCUACCUAGCUGAUUAAUUGAGAAGUAACGAUGUAAUGAAAUUUAAUUUGUUGAAGCAUGAGACUGAAAUCUUACAGAAUUCUUACACUCCUUGCAUGGUCGUGUUAUCUCACUUGUUUCCUCAAAAA
Messenger RNA from Labrus mixtus (cuckoo wrasse), 4172 nucleotides. Its product is annotated as protein phosphatase methylesterase 1-like. Gene Ontology annotation, biological process: protein demethylation. The coding region runs from base 2528 to 3619 and encodes 363 amino acids. The record is from RefSeq and is a predicted model, not a curated record. Gene Ontology annotation, molecular function: protein methylesterase activity. NCBI's taxonomy places the organism in Eukaryota, Metazoa, Chordata, Actinopteri, Labriformes, Labridae. The transcript is spliced from 14 exons.